GGAGUGGCCUGUGCCGUGCAGCUAGGGAAGCAGGAAGAGCUGUCGCUUGCAUGGUCACAGGCAUCUGAGAUAGUGUAGGAGAGUGGACGAUAGUGGUUACCCAGGUUGCAGGAUCCCCCGCAGCAGCCCCCCUGCACGUCCCAUCCCCGGGCCAUCACCUUCUAAUGGAUCUAUGAUCAGGAGUGGACAUCACAUAGCAUCCAGCGGGGCAUGGAGAGCCAACUCUAGUGAGAUCGCUCAUUCUCCAUCUACCUGUUCCGCUCCCGGGAAGAGAAGAGCAAACACUCAGUCUAGAUGGAGUCCCCUGUGCUACUGCUGCUCCUACUGCUCUACGCAUGGUUCUGGGGAACAGCUAAAGCCUCACUGAACAUUACUGGAGAGUUGGGUGGACAGAUAGUUCUCACCUGCAGUACUGUGGCAGAGAAUAAAACAGAUGUGGCCUGGUUUAUGGAGAGUCCCACACAAGAACUACUGGGCUGUGACACAAACAACUCCUCGGAUGCCAGGUUCUCAAGAUGGAACGGGAGUUCUCUUCUAAUAACACAGCUAAGCAGUGAAGAUGGAGGAAACUAUGGGUGCAGGGAUUGUUCGCAAACAGCAAAUUCUGCACCUAAUGUAUAUCUGAGAAUCACAAGUGGACCUAACAACGUUACUUUUAAGAUAUCUUCCACCAAGACUUUACCAAACGGAACACUUUAUAUACCAAGAGGUUCCGACAUAAGCUUCAGCUGCGGCAGUCUAUCAAUUCCUUCACCUAAUCUGGAGCUUGUGUUGUACGCACAAGAUGAAAACCCUGAGCUGUUUUAUAGCGUAACUGAAGUCUUCCUCGACUUUUCUGUGACCAAUGUGGCUCCAAAUUACCAAGGAAACUUUACCUGCUCAGCUGAGAACCCUCUUAGUGGACAGAAGGCCUCUUCUACUCUCCAGCUUCUGGUUUAUUAUCCAUCGAACCGUCCUAUACAGUGCAAUGCAAACAACACAGAAAUUCCCUCUGAGCUGUCAUUGACAUGCAGUUGGCCUGGAGGGUAUCCAUUUCCAAUGCUGGAAUGGAAAAUGGAUGACGCAAUACUGUCAAAUGGAACUUCAGACACACUAGUGACAUCAGUAAAUGGUUCACUGUAUAAGGACAAAAUAUUUACGUGCCAAGGAAGACAUUUGAUAAAUACUGAUGUGAAAGUGAAGACAUGUCAAAUUCAAUUGGGAUCUCCAGUGCCUCAGGCGCAGCCCAUGAGGACGUGCUUAGCUGGAGAAAAUGUGACUCUGUCCUGCGCUGUAUCAGGUGCAGUCCCACCUGCUAAGAUAACCUGGUUGCGCAACCUCAGCAACCCCGAUGCGGAGAUCCAGUCAGGGAAAAAAUACCAGAUUGUAUCAAACAGCACUGUCUCCUACCUCACCAUUGUAAAUUGUUCCAAGGAUGGAGAUGACGGAUUUUACAUUUGCAAAGCAGAGAAUGCAGUCACCACAAAAGACCUCUACAUAUCGCUAGAAGUAAAGAAGCCCCAUAACAUUGUGGGAUUAGUGACCAGUCUCCUGAUCCUCUUCCUUCUGGUGGUAGCUCUCAUUACAGGCAUUAUUUUAUACUGUGACCCUCAAGUCUAUCUGAAAGCAAACCCUUUCCGAUCUGGAGCCUCUGAGGUCUUGGUUCUAGUGGAUUCAGAAGAUGAUGAGAUGGAACCAGUAGGCAAUUCAGCUGUAACCACUGAUUACACUGUUGACACUGCUGCCAGCAACCCUCCAACUUCAAAUGGAAAUAUCUGUAAACACCAAGUUUUAUUCCACCAUCCGCCUGACAAUAUCUGUACUGACCUGAUAAGUGAGGUCUCGGAAGACACAGAAGGUGAAAAUGCAGAAGAUCUUUGGGGUAGAUGAACGGUAUCUCACCCCUAGCUAUUCCUCACCUGAAUUCAGGAGCACACAGACCACCAUGUCAGAGGGUAACUCUUUCAGUGCUGGUCCCAUUGCAAUACCGAAACAUUGGAGAUAUUUCUGAAAGUGGAGUUGGACUAAAACCAUUAGUGGAGCGGUUUGUGAUUUCCAUAAUCUUAGAUGCGGAAUUCUCAAUCAGAAGCUCUUCUUACUGCAGAUAUUCUAUACUCUUCUUAAGUGUCUCCCACGUAUCUCUCUCUGCUCUUUUAUGUUGUACGUCUAUCCCUAUUGCCAUAUCUGUUUAUUUCCUCCUAAGGAGGGUCAUUUGCUGUGACUAUGGCAGCCAGCUUUUCAAAUGGACUUCUCUCAUCUGAAAAAUAUUGUUUAAAGGCUCCAUUGUCUUGGGAGGGGUAUAACUUUGCGGUUUAACAUUUAAGGAACUUUUUUCUUCAGAGGAUUGUUAAUUCAGAAGACAUUGUUGGAUACACUAAUAUAUGAAAUAUAUUAAUACUUGACCAACCUAGACUCUAAAUAAAAACCAGAGCUGGACUGGUGAGUAACACUUUCAAUUAGAUGACAUCAGCUGAGUGAGUUAGUGGUCAAGUGGCAGAGGUCUGGCCCAAAUGCUGGCUGGGUGAGCAUAAUAAGUAUAUAGAGAAAGCCACAUACAGCUGGGAAUUUCUGUAACUCAGUAACCAAAAUAGCCAUAUUGGUGCUUCUGUUCAGGAAAAGACAUUUCAGCCAUAACAAAUUAAGAUACUGUAUUUUUCCAUUUUCUAGCUAAGACCAUGGGUGUAGCUAUAGUGAAUCCAAGUGGUGCCACUGCUAUGGAGCCCAAAGCUUAGGGGGCUCCAGAACCAGCUCAUAUAGUUGUCUACCAAGUUCCGAGAAUUGGUUGCUGAGAAAUUGGGUCUGUCCCGUAGCUCGGGUCUGAAAAGGGUGUCUAGUCAGUGUUGAUCUGUGUCUCCCUCUCAGUAAAGCUCCAUACUGAUAUGAUCCAUCUCUCACAAUCCUGUUUCAUGCUCACAUGCACAGCUGAAGUAAUCAGUAAACCCAGCACUGUCUGAGAGUACUGUAGGGUUCUCCUUGUUUACAGCCUUUGUGAAGCUAGGGGGCAGGAAUUGACCUCCGAAAUUAGAACUGUCCCAGAAAGAGAUAGUGUGCGUAAAUUAAGAAGAUCUCCUCCACUCAAUAUGGAAUGUCCUGCAAUAGGAAGUAUCCACUCAGUAGGAGUGGUAGGUCCCUGCCCCCUGUGUGGCCUAAUGUAAACUGCAGGCACUGUGUGGUAUAAUGUGUACUGUCAGCAUUACAAUGUGGCAUAUUGGGAACUGGGGGGAAUACAGUGUGGUAUAGUAUAACCUUUUGGAACUGUGUGGUAUAAUGCGAACAAGGGCACUUUUAUGGGGCAUAAAAUGAACUAGGAAACUUCUAUGGGGCAUAAAAUUAACUAGGGCACUAUCACUGUAUGGUACAUAAAAUGAACUAGGGCAAUAUAAUGGAGAAUUAAAUGACCAACCACUGACCACUGUGGUGAGAGGUGUCUCUCUAGAAGCAUUGAGGAGGGGCCCCUUCAUAAGAUCACUAUGGGGCCCCAAAGUACUGACUACGCUCCUGGCUAAGACCACAAAAUUUUUACACCAGGGUAUAUAGGAAAUAACAUUUUCCUAUGCAGUCUGCAGUUACAGGUGUGAUGCUUUACUGAGUGCCUAAUUGUGAAAGAUUUCUUCCACAAACCAGUUCUAAACAUUCCUCCUGCAUAAGUAUUUGUUUACGGAGUAAGAACAUGUUUCUUAGUUUACAGUUAAUUUAUUUAUCAACAUUUUCCCAAAACAAUACUGAUUAAAUUAAGUCCAAGUUAGCAAAUAAUACAAACCUGUAUUCCAGCCGUCCACCACAUAAAGACCUAAUUUGUGCCAAUAAAAAACAUCUCAAUUUGCAGAUGUAUGCAAAUGUUCAUGGCUGUGGAACAUAGUACAAUGAGACCAAUAAUGAAAGUGUUUGCUUCAUGUUUUAAUGCAUUAUUAAAAACUCAUCUAUUACUGAAUGUGACUAGAACCUAAACACUGCAUAGUGGCUCAUUUUUAACCACUGUGGAGGCUAUUCAAUUGUUUUCUCCGGCAGCACUGACUAAUUCAGUUGUUGCUCGGUUUGGGCGCCCAUUAGCCGUGGGAGAAACUUUUCUGCUCGCAACCUUCUGACGUGGCCAGCAGAAAUGCACGAAAAGUGUGGGCGCCGAAAUGGCAGUUUUCUUGCCGCACCCAGUACUUUAUGCAGGUUUAGCAGCUUUACUCUGCAAGCACGAAAAAAAUAUUUACAUAUUGCCCCUUUUAAAGUAAUGGGCAAUAAGGAUGCCCAAAAACAUUUGAAUCACCUUCUGUGAGGUUUAGUAAAAUUGUUUUACUGCUUUAAUUUCAUUUUAUCUAGUGCUAUUAUCAUUUUACAAUACUUUCGCUGUUGAUUUUCAGGUUGGUGAACAUAUGGAUUUUGUUGUUAGUGCAUCACUGAAAUAUAAUCCCCAAGAUGCUUGUUUUUGCUUGCCUUCAUUUAUGGCUUCUAAAUUAGAGAUGGUGGAACCUUCUGUGCAAGCUUGAAAUUUGUCUAAUUCAGGCUGGUUCAAUGGCCUGACUCGUACACCCCUUUUGUUUGGGGCCACUUAGUUUGUGAUCAGUUUAUGUGUUAUUUUGCACAUACAUUGAGGUAAAUUUACUGAGGUUUUUUUUUACAACUGGUGAUGUUGCACAUAGCAACCAAUCACAUUCUAUCUAUUAUCUUCUAGAAUCAGCUAGAAAAAUGUUAAGUAGAAUCUGAUUAGUUGCAAUGAGCUACAUCACCAGUUCUAAAAAAACUCCCACCUUAGUAAAUUUACCCCAUUGAAAGCAUCUAACACGAGCAUAAUGAUUGUAAAAAAAAAAGCUAAAUACUAUUUUUGAAGAGCCUUGAACCAUUCCUAAACUCAAAUUUGCCAAUGUUCCCAAAUUUCCAGUGGUUUUUUUUUUUUUUUUACAUAUAUAUAUUUUUAUUUUUUUGGGGGGUGGAGUAAUUUCUGGGGCUAUGUGUCCAGUUACACAGCAAUAUUGGUUUAGGGCGGCAGAGGGUAGCACUUGUAUAGAAGAGAACACAUGUAAGUUUGUGUGAACUGUGUAGAUGGGUAGUAAUCAGGUAGAGCAUUCUAGAGUAGAAUGUUAAGAAGACGCUUCAUGAGUUUUAUACGGUUGCAUGAAGAGACAAGUUCAUCUGCAAAGACUGGCUAACAAAGCUGAAAGGGAGCUAGAUGAAAUCAGCCUUGUUGCCGCAGUCUCCUUUGAGAAAUUGGCCCCUUUAUCACUUUCUGAGGUCUUUUCACAAUAAAACUCAUAAAUUAAUGGAGAUUUGAUAGAAAUGUCUCCACUACAAUAACAUUGUACUACUUUUGAAAGAUUACACAAGUUUAAAUUCUAUGGCUCAUUAUUAUUAAUAAGGCAUCAAAAGUUGCUAAGGGAACCUGCACUUAGUGACAGACUAUGACACCUUAUAAGUGUUAAGGCCUGUUCACAAAGGUCCAUUUAAUAAUUAAUAGGUCCAUUUAAGUUUUUUACACAGUUUAAAAUAAAUGUAUAUGAUAGAUGCAGAAAUAUAUGUUCAAAAUGAGGAUAUACAGAUGUGUCCUCCCUCAUCAUUGCUGCAGUCACGUUAACCAGGGACGUGCGGUGAGCUAAAUGGCUCAGGAGGCACUGGAUAUCACCAGAGUCAGAUUUACACGCAAUAUAUGAGCCAAAGGGUGCAUCUGGGCAUUAUACACCGGUGCAGCAGUAUAAACGCCUGGAAGUUUGGUGAGUUUUGAUCUGAGAUGUGCGGAAAAGAUAAGCAGGUGAGGUACUGCCUCACCUGCCAUAGACAUUUUACUCCAGAGUUUUGGCUAUAAAAAUGAUUAGAAUGAUGCAAAGCAGAUAUUUCAAACAUAUUCUUUGUAUUUUUCAUAUACUUUAUACAGUCAAAACUUUGGCACAAACGUUAGCAUGACAGGAAAGGCAAUGCCUCACCUGCCUCACCCCACUGCACGUCACUGCGUUAAACAUACCUUCUUGUUGCACCUGCAGCUGUAUCUGCAUACAAAAAUGCUAUAAUACAGUGUUUUCAUGAAAAAUCUGCAUACGAAAUGCUACGAUACAGUGUCUUCCUACAAAAUCUGCAUACGAAAUGCUAUGUUAGUGUUUUCCUGGAAAACACUGUAAUGAAGCAUUUCCUAUGCAGACACAGCUGCAGUCGCACAGAUAAUAUAAUCAUGCUGCAUAUCAUUGUAAUCAGCAUAGUCUGUUUGUGUGACUUAUUCGCAUAGCAGUGCAAAUAAGAUGCAUUUUUGGAGAAAAAAAGACACCCAGCCGAGUCGCACGGGAGCUGGUGGCUCUUAUGCGACCAGUGCCGUGACUUAUUACGUGUGGAGGCUAAAUGAGGAAGAACACAUCUGUAUAGUUUUUAAAAAAUAAUUUUAUUGUGAUCCUGAAUCGGGAAGACAGUGAUGUUGAAAACACCUAUGUUUCAAACAUACAAUUUUUUAUUUUUUAAUAAUGCUUAUAACGACUUUUCUGGUUCUGUUUUCGGACCGCAGUGCCUUUUUCCAUUGUGUAAGAUAUGUAAAUUAUGAUUUAUUGAGUUUAGACAUUUAAAGUCAAAUACACACUUAAAAAUAAGUUCAAUGGUCAGGUUAUAUUGUGGGGUGUGGUGUUCUAUGUAGAAAAUACACAGCUUAUGAUGAUGAGGCUGCAUGGUAAGAAUGUGUUUUGUAAAUUGUGUAUGAAAGUUAUUAUUUGCUUUACAUUUUAAUAUAUAUAUAUAUAUAUAUAUAUACUGUAGUUAUUCCGGCGGCACUCAAACAGUCUGGACAAAUAGGUAAAUGCUGAGAUCUUUAUUAGACCAUCCAACGGCGUUUCGGGGUAUUACCCCGUCGUCAGGGACAAAGUGUUCACAAUAAGCACAAUACAAGAUACACUUAUAUAUACAAACCAUCAUCUGAAACAAAUUACAAUUAAAAUCAACAUAUAGCGGAGCUCACCUGUCAGACGCGUGCAGCUUCAGCCGCCUCCGUGCACGCCAAACAAGGGGCGCUUGAAGGUGACGUCAGCAAGCAUCGCCAGGCACGUGAGGCCCGCAGCAAGAGCUUGUUGCUAGGUGAACAUAAACAAACCACAUACCACUACUAUAAAACGGACAUAUUGUAGUCACCACCGUGCAAAAAUAAACAUUUAAAAUAACAAGCCCAUAUCACAAUACACAAACUACUCUAAAUUGCGGGCCACUAAUAUUAACCUGAUCAUGUAAAUUUGCUGAAGACUAGAAUACAUAUUAAUAACAUCUUAUAUUAGUGUCACCAAGUAAUGUAAUAUGCUCCAGUGAGGAGUAAUGUAUUAGUCAACUGAGCUUCUGAAGCAUUAUAUACUCAUAUUUAAACUGUCAAUGUAAUCACCAAUAUCACAAAAAGGAUUGUAACCCAAGAUGUUCAUUGAGACCCCCCGGUGCUAUGGUAUUCAGUGUGAAUAUCCACCUGCUUUCUCUUUGCAAUAGUGUCUUCCCUCUAUUGCCCCCUCUGUGGGAGGGCGGCACAUGAUUUAUAAUAAUAGCUCUAAUGCUAGCUACACUAUGACGAGCCUGUAGGCAAUGUCGUGCCACAGGCUGGUCACUGGACCCUUUCUCUAAUGCUUGUUUUAUGGAGCUCCGAUGACCAGCCAUGCGUUCACGAAAUUGACGCUGGGUUUUGCCCACAUAUGCCAGUCCGCAGGGGCACUUAAGCAUAUAAACGACAUACGUGGUGGUACAUGUAACCCUGUGAUUAAUUUUAAAGAUUUUCCCAGAUGAGGGAUGAUGAAAGGUAGAACCAGUGAGUAGGGUGUUACAUGUUGAGCACCCCAGGCACUUAAAGCAACCUAGUUUUGGUCUAAGAAAAUGGGACUGUCGCUGCUUAGUUAAGGGGAAAAUAUCAAGCUUCACUACUUUAUCCGCUAAGUUGGUGCCUCUUUUAUAACUAGGUAACAAGCGACUAUUAUAUAGAGCUGGCAAAUCCUUGUCUGUAUUGAUUAUGGGCCAAAUUGCUUUAGCUUUUUUGGUGGUACACACAGUGUCCACUGUGUACUUAUUGACCCAAGGGAUCACUGCCCUAUUAUCCUUAUCAUUGUGUGAUGCUGUCACCGAUGGGUCCUUUAAUGUAUGCUCUCUGGGCAUAUUAAGGACCUUUUGCCUAAGAGUGAGUAGAUCUUUUCUAGGGUAUCCUCUAUCAAUAAACUUUGUCAUCAUGGAGUCUAUGGCCUGUUCACAUUCAACCGGAUCAUACAUGAUACGUCUGACCCUUAAAAACUGAGAAUAUGGAAGGUCUUUGCGUAAAGCUAAAGGAUGAAAACUAUCAUGGCUGAGUAACGAGUUUCUAUCAGUAGGCUUGAUAUAGAUGGAUGUCUUGAUGGUGCCAUCCUGUAUCGAAAUCACUACAUCCAGAAAAUGAACGGAUACUUUGCUCAUUUCAUAAGUGAAUUUAAUGACACUAUCCGUAUCAUUGUGUGUAUCCAACAAACACUGUAACGCAUCUCCAGUGUCAAGCCAAAAGAUGAGAAGGUCGUCAAUAUAGCGCCUGUAGUACAGUAAUCUAGAAUUGAUCUGCUGAUUGUUAAGAAAGAGAUCAUUUUCUAUUUGAAGCAUAUAAGCGUUCGCGUACGAUGGGGCCUCUGGGGACCCCAUCGCACAACCCGCUCUCUGUAGGUAUAUUCUACCAUUAAAGGAAAAAUAAUUGUGGGUAAGUACCAAAUACAGAAGCUGCAAAAAAAAAAAAAACGAGAUAAGAGGUUCAUUAUAAAGUGGAUUGUCAGAAAUGCUCUCACCGCCUCUACACCUGCAGAGUGCGGUAUGCAGGUGUACAAACUAGUGACGUCUGCACCACACAUCACAAGAUUCUCUGGUACAGUGCCCAAUUGUUGUAACUCUAUUAAUAAGGUAGUAGUGUCUUUUAAAUAGGACAAUGUACCCUAUAUGCAAGGAUUUAAGUAAGAAUCCAAAUAAAUAGCAAUAGGGUGAUAGAUUUUCCUGGAAAACACUGUAAUGAAGCAUUUCCUAUGCAGACACAGCUGCAGUCGCACAGAUAAUAUAAUCAUGCUGCAUAUCAUUGUAAUCAGCAUAGUCUGUUUGUGUGAAUUAUUCGCAUAGCAGUGCAAAUAAGAUGCAUUUUUGGAGAAAAAAAGACACCCAGCCGAGUCGCACGGGAGCUGGUGUUUCUUAUGCGACCAGUGCCGUGACUUAUCACGUGUGGAGGCUAAAUGAGGAAGAACACAUCUGUAUAGUUUUUAAAAAAUAAUUUUAUUGUGAUCCUGAAUCGGGAAGACAGUGAUGUUGAAAACACCUAUGUUUCAAACAUACAAUUUUUUAUUUUUUAAUAAUGCUUAUAACGACUUUUCUAGUUCUGUUUUCGGACCGCAGUGCCUUUUUCCAUUGUGUAAGAUAUGUAAAUUAUGAUUUAUUGAGUUUAGAUAUUUAAAGUAAAAUACAAACUUAAAAAUAAGUUCAAUGGCCAGGUUAUAUUGUGGGGUGUGGUGUUCUAUGUAGAAAAUACACAGCUUAUGAUGAUGAGGCUGCAUGGUAAGAAUGUGUUUUGUAAAUUGUGUAUGAAAGUUAUUAUUUGCUUUACAUUUUUAUAUAUAUAUAUAUAUAUAUAUAUAUAUAUACAUACAGUGUUCACCGGCACUCACAUACUAAGCAUCAACUUGCUCCGGUGCAUGUCAGAAUAAGCAGUAGAAAUCCAGCAGUAACAGCACUC
Pseudophryne corroboree (corroboree frog) is the source of this 9634-nucleotide messenger RNA. RefSeq names its product V-set and immunoglobulin domain containing 10 (gene VSIG10). Gene Ontology annotation, cellular component: plasma membrane; cell-cell junction. The transcript has 9 exons. NCBI's taxonomy places the organism in Eukaryota, Metazoa, Chordata, Amphibia, Anura, Myobatrachidae. The coding region runs from base 295 to 1869 and encodes 524 amino acids. Gene Ontology annotation, biological process: cell-cell adhesion. Gene Ontology annotation, molecular function: cell adhesion molecule binding. The record is from RefSeq and is a predicted model, not a curated record.